AUGGCCUCUAAUUCGGCAACUAACAAACCGUCCAGGAAGCCACACGCUCGCAUAGUACAGCCGGCGUUGCCUUUGAUCCCGGGCUUGAAACGCCAGAAGCCAAAGCCGAUCACGUUGGAGCGCGAGCCCGAGAAGGUAGACCUAGGACAAGACCCCCAGUCUUCUGCCGAUGACGAAAAGUUUCCGAGAGACACAGAGUCUGGAGUAGACGUGGCCGAUUCCGCUGCAUCUCGAGACGGGGACUCUGGGGAGAAAGUAACGCCUCCGUCCAUAGGCUCAGAACCUGUGACUCCUCAGCCCUCUCACUCUACUGCGCCGGAGGAAAUCGCAACAGAAGCACAUAAUGAUAAUGAGGACAAUGGAAAAGAGGUGGAAGCUGGCGACAGUGAUGUACAGGCUAGACAUGAUGUCAGUGAAGUGACCGAGACGACAAAUCUUGAAAUUACAGAACCCACCAACGAACUGCCAGCUACUGAAACUGAUUAUGGACAUGAAGCCAUCACCGGGGUGAAUGGCAGAUUGCUUGAAUCUCUCCAGAGCCCAGCUGAGGAGGGUGGAAAAGUUCAACCGGAUCCCGAUAUGCCAGGAUUAGUCUUCGCAGACAAAACUGAACCCAUCCCCACGUCCAGCUAUGCGAAUGGGAUCGAUUCAUCAGAAUCGGCUCUAGAUGAGAGCGGGGUCUUUGCGUCGCAGUCAGAAGAUACCAAUUCUGGUUAUCAAGAUGCGCAACCACCUGUUACAUUCAAAGAUGGAUUCCGCGAUCCGGCAGUUAAUGGCUACCAUCAGCCAUCCAUCACACCCUAUGCCGUGCCUGUGGUUGCACCAAGGUCAUUCAACACUCUCCCUUCACUUCAGGAACAUCUGCUUCUUCUCAAUUCGACAAAAGAAGGUGUUGAUAUUCUCCUCCAAGUGAACCCAACCAAUGCACAACCCUUUGUCAGUUACAGUCACUCUGUCAUUCUCUUCCGCAGCUUGCGCUUGCGGAGAUUGGUGACUCGCCAACAGCAGGCUAACAACAAUUACCCUGGCAAUGUCAUCAGCUUGUAUCCUGCUCGUCCAAUCAUGGCUCACGCCUUUGAAGCAGCAUUGCGCUUCCUCUACUCAGACACAGUCUUGGGGAAGGAGUUUUUUGUCCAGCCACAUCCCGGAGCCGACUUUCAGGCGGUGAGAGUGCAUAAUCUUGAGUAUAUCCUGUCUUACUGGGUAUCUGGGAUAGAACUUGGUCUUGAACCAGUCUCCAUAUGCGCAGAGAGGCUUCUAGGCAGUUAUCUUGACUGGGAUGUCUUGGAGCUCGCCUACAGAGCUGCCGUGGAGCUUGCCAACUCACCCAUGUCAUCACAUGGAAAGAACAUGAUUGGAUCAGACUAUCUCAUCGCCAGUAGCUCCAUCAUCAAGCUCAUUCUUCAAUUCCUGGCCACCCACAUUGACAUUAAGAACUUCAAACUCGACAGCAACUCCACUGCCAGCACCAUCAUCCCAUCUCGCCUGCCUCAAUUUGACGAUGGCCGCCCAAAACACAAUCCAGCGCUGGCAUCCAUGGUGUUUGGCUCUAUGCCUUCGUCGGCAGAUAUGUCACCAUCGUCUCCGCAAUCCGAGAUACUACCCCCCGUUUCGACUUUCAAAGACACGGUCGCCUCCAACAUCCUUUUGAAUGUGGACUUUGAGAAUCUCAAUAUCUUCAACAAUUUCGUCCAAGCACCCACGAUUCGAGACGCUGCCACCACGAAACUCAUGGUUGAUGUUGUCAACGAACGCGAAGCCCGUCGUCAAAAGAUGUACACGUCCCGCAUUCCGAACAAAGACCGCAUGGCGAACUCUGCCGCUUGGGAAGCCGUGGGAUUGAAGGAGUCGAUCACCGAAGGGAAUGUGCUGACUCGAGAACGUGUCGGUUUCUUGAUUUCUUCCAAAUAA
Messenger RNA from Fonsecaea multimorphosa CBS 102226, 1911 nucleotides. RefSeq lists its product as uncharacterized. The transcript has 2 exons. The coding region runs from base 1 to 1911 and encodes 636 amino acids. The record is from RefSeq and is a predicted model, not a curated record. NCBI's taxonomy places the organism in Eukaryota, Fungi, Ascomycota, Eurotiomycetes, Chaetothyriales, Herpotrichiellaceae.